Molecule: messenger RNA, 1770 nt
Organism: Branchiostoma floridae (Florida lancelet)
Lineage: Eukaryota; Metazoa; Chordata; Leptocardii; Amphioxiformes; Branchiostomatidae
Exons: 2
Coding region: 431-1489 (352 amino acids)
Biological process (GO): intracellular signal transduction
Source: RefSeq, a predicted model, not a curated record
GUCAAUUAAUGUUAUGUAAAUUAAUCUAAAGGGAAACCUUCAGAGCUAUACCAUCACGUGUGCCCUACGUGUAGCCCACACGUCGGGCACACGUAUUAUCUAGAGCUAACAUUAGUAUCGGCAAGUGUACGUUCGUGGAGUCUUAGCAACAGGUGCGUUAACGGGUUUGCACUCCGCACUGUUAAUUUUCUUUAGACAGAGAACAAAAGCCCCCUAACGUCCCCAGUGUCCCACCGCACUGCUUAUUUUGUUGUCUGCUCCUUUGCCGGAGGGUUGUUUGGUGUUUCUUUAGUACAAAUAGAACCCUGUUGAUCAAAACAGAACGCAUAGAACGCCGCCGUUUGUGUCCCUGCUUACGCGAGGAUCGAGCGUUACCGGGGAGACGUUCUAUCGUUCUAAACAGCCCAAAUAGCCAGGCUUGUGUUACACGAUGAGCGACCAGACGUCCUACACGUACCAGGCCCGCGUGCGUGGCGGCACCGACGGCGAGCAACAUGGCAACUUCUUCCUGCACGAGUUUUUCGGCACCAAGGCCGUACAGAGCGUCACCGGCUGGCAGGGCGGCGAGCCCGUGGUGUUCUACACCGUCACUGUGCGGUCAGCCCGGGAGGUGGAGGACUUCGUGCGGUACCUCCUGUAUUUUCACGAGGAACGGAACGACACCAGGUGGCACUGGGUUAAGGGCGGCCUCACCAAGCGUAAGGUUGUCUCCCCGAUCCCCCGGACCUACAACAUCUUCCAGCAGGCUCUCUGUAGUUGCUGGCGGUUCGAUAUUCUUACGGACACGCCGUUCCUGGGCAAACUGCUCUACGUGGACCUGUUAUGGAGCUUUGAGAACCUGGUGACGAGAAUCAUGCGGCAGAUAGACGACAGGACCAACGGCACCCGCCUCCCGUCCUGGUACCCCCUCAGGCGAUCCUACGACAAACUGCAGUACUUCAUAAACGCCGCAAAACGCGCGACGCACAAGAACGCGGAAGGUGACAUCGUGAGCCUACUCAAUCAACUGCACUCGCGGCGCGGUCUCGGGUACCUUCACCAGGCCUCGUACUAUAUUCAUCCGCGGCUGAUCAGCCUGCUAUUACGUCACGGGGCGGACCCGGAACUCUGGUCCCCACGUCAGUUCCGGAAGCGGCCGGUGCACUGCCUGUUCCUGGUUUUCCAGAACAGGAUGUACACCGGAUAUGACGACACAGACAAGCGGGUGAAGCGGUGCCUCAGACUGUUCUGUAGAGCCAUGCCGCGGGUACCCCUGCAGAGAAUACCAUCAGAAGAAGUCCCGGACAGUCGCGAUCAGAGGAAGAGGUGCGCACAGAAGUGGAACACCUGGGUACCCGAGGACAGGUGGGCGGCGCCCUGUCAACUCAAACACCUGUGCAGGUGUUCCGUCAGACGGCUACUGAUGGAGAAGGCGUGUCUACCUGACGGCAUCUUCCUCCUACCCUUACCUGCUCUACUGCACAGAUACCUCAACCUGGAACACGACUGAUGUGUGAACGAGUCAUGUGGCUACUUUACCUUAGAAGGAAUUUUGACCCUCAGAGCAAAAGAAUCUAAAGAAAAAAGGAAUAGAAAUGAAAUAUGGGUUGGGGAUACUCUUGCGCUGUACUUCUAGUUUACUUACAAAAACACAAUUACUGACAUUUUAAUUUUUAUCAUGGAGUAUACUGCAUAUGACCCGGUGGUGGUUUUAAGAAUAAUGAGAUAACGAAAUGUUUAUGGAUUUUAUAUUUUCUAAAAGUCGAUUAAAAUACUUUGAAGAACAAAACA